Messenger RNA from Mesorhabditis belari, 897 nucleotides. Lineage: Eukaryota; Metazoa; Nematoda; Chromadorea; Rhabditida; Rhabditidae. The record is from the annotation of a GenBank genome assembly.
AUGAUGCUGUUUUUACUGGGGGUCUUUUCGAUUGCGGGAUGUGCUUCUGUAACGGUGGAUAAAGCUAGAACGACAACACCGACAACACCGACAACACCAUGUGGCAAUUGUACGGCUGAUGGUUUGUGGUCUCUAUGGGAAUUCACCUCAACACAAUGUAUCACCUCGUGGACAUGGACCGAAAAAACGACCUAUGUAAAUGGGAAAUGGUCUCACACAAGGACGAAAGUGUUGCUCAAUUGUGGAAUGUAUGGGAGACAGCCACAGAUCAGAACUUGUCUCUCCAAUCCACUGGGAUGUCCAUGCAAAGGCGACGUCGUCCGUCAGGUUGGAUGCGGCAGUGCGACUGUCUGUUCGAUCAAAGAGCUGCCAGGAAUCGAUUGUGCUCCUGGAUAUGUAAAAAGUGGAUCAAUUUGUGUCCAGUCAUCACCUCCACCACCAGAAUCAAACAUUACCGCGGAAAUCAACGAACGAUGCGUGUUGAAGCCAAACUGUGCUUGUCCAAAGGGAGGCGCUUGGAGUGACUAUGAGUGGCUCGAGUCAGCUCCAUGUCCAACGAUUCCCACUUAUCUCUACAGUCAAAACGCGAGUCUCUAUAAACCUUACGAAGCAUGUGGUGCCUGUCAACAGCAACUUCAGCAACGAUUCUGUGUCUCGGCUGUGAGAGGGUGUCCUUGCACUGGUUCACCGUAUCGAUUGAUGCGCUGUAAUCCGACAAUGUGCACUUUCCCGCUAUUCCGUUGCUGUAAUGAUAUUGAUAACAUCAAACAGCAAGUCAACUACUCAACAAAGCGAUACGAGUGUUUACCAACUCCAAUAGAUAAAUGGUCGCUUGUGUCAACGCAGACCGAUCCGUAUGCUAGCAAUAGUACAUGUUUCAAAGAUCUCCAAAUUGGU